AGAGGUGGUGCCAAGGCAGAAGGGUAUAAAAAUAGCUACGCUGGGCCUGUGGAGUAUAAUAUUUGGAGGUGUUAUUCAACGCGAUGUCUGGACGUGGUGGAAAGACUGGCGGCAAAGCCCGUGCAAAGGCUAAGACUCGUUCAUCACGAGCUGGACUGCAGUUCCCGGUGGGUCGUGUCCAUAGACUGCUCAGAAAGGGCAAUUACGCUGAACGGGUCGGGGCUGGAGCACCUGUCUAUUUGGCAGCCGUACUUGAAUAUCUAACUGCAGAAAUUCUAGAGUUGGCUGGUAAUGCAGCUCGAGAUAAUAAGAAAAAUCGCAUUAUUCCUAGGCAUCUGCAAUUGGCUGUCCGAAAUGACGAAGAGCUGAAUAAAUUGUUGGGAGGUGUCACUAUUGCACAAGGUGGAGUGCUUCCCAAUAUCCAGUCAGUCCUGCUUCCUAAGAAAACGGAAAAACCCGCAAAAUCAAAAUAACGAAGAAGACUUCUCAAGACCCAAAGGCCCUUUUAAGGGCCAUAA
Molecule: messenger RNA, 518 nt
Organism: Protopterus annectens (West African lungfish)
Lineage: Eukaryota; Metazoa; Chordata; Ceratodontiformes; Protopteridae
Product: histone H2A-like
Exons: 1
Coding region: 84-473 (129 amino acids)
Cellular component (GO): nucleosome
Molecular function (GO): DNA binding; protein heterodimerization activity; structural constituent of chromatin
Source: RefSeq, a predicted model, not a curated record